AUGCAGCCGGUUCAGAACUUUUACCCACCGAAGCCACAGGUUUUGGGACUGGGGCUACAGCUGUUGCGAUACAUUGGCCUGUGGGGUGACCCGAACCGUUCGGUUCGCUACAGAUUGGUCCUAAUUGUGUGCUAUGUUCUAGCGGUUUGGAUUGGCCCGAAAACUGUGCUCGGUCCCGGCAAAGAGGGUUUCGACUCGUGCGUUCGAAAUGUUACGGAAGUGUUAUUCCUGGUCGAGAAUUGUGUUGCCCUCGUUUCGUUUGCUGCCAAAAGCCGUUCUUUCGGGCAGCUGAUUGAUGUCCUGGAACGCAUUUUGAAACGUGACUGGCCGAAGGAUUUGCAAGACGAGAUAGAGUCCUUUAAUCGAAGGAUGGAAAAAAGUUCCAGAUUCUACGCUUUUUACAUGCUAUUUAUCCUGAUUGUUUUUGCGGUUGGUCCCCUGCUGUACACGAUGGGAACAUUGAUUUUUUCCAACGAAACCACGGACGAAAGAGGCAACUUUUUGUUGACCAACGAAAUGCAAUUCUACUGGUUGGACAUCCGGCGUAAUAUCCGUCACUACAUAAUAUUUACGGCCUUCUGCUGUCCGGUGUCGUGCAGUUCUGCGCUUAUCAUUACCCUGAAGGGAACCAUCUUUCAGGCAAUAAUUUAUUACGGAUCGAAACUGUUCGAUCUGCUGUCGAAACGAAUCCAUGCCAUGGCCGCCAUAGCAGACGAAGAGAAACGUCGCCGGGAACUACGGGAAAUUGUACAGUUGCAUCAAAUGACGCUGGCAUACCUGCACUAUCUGGAAAGCACCCUGAACAUCAUUCUGCUGAAUCAGAUGCUGAGUUGUCUCUUCGUUUGGUGCUUGAUGCUGUUCUACGUUUCAUCGAAUUUUGGUCCGGAAGCCGUAAACGUCAUCGUUAUGUUCGUUGUGCUGGUGAUUGAAAUGGCAGCCUACUGCGUCAAUGGGACUAUUCUUAGCGGGAAGGCCGCAGGCAUAGCGGAAGCUAUGUACCGCUAUGCUUGGUACCGAGAUCCAAUCGAUAUGCAGAGAACGGCUGCUUCCAUCAUUCUUCGGGCUCAGAAACCGACUGGAGUUACGGAUGCCAAGUUCUAUUUUGUUAACGUUCAAAGACUUGGAAAGACUGUUCAGGCUACCUAUUCGUACUAUUUGAUUUUGAAGGAUAGAUUUUAG
Messenger RNA from Malaya genurostris, 1179 nucleotides. Its product is annotated as odorant receptor 49b-like. Gene Ontology annotation, biological process: sensory perception of smell; detection of chemical stimulus involved in sensory perception of smell. The coding region runs from base 1 to 1179 and encodes 392 amino acids. NCBI's taxonomy places the organism in Eukaryota, Metazoa, Arthropoda, Insecta, Diptera, Culicidae. The record is from RefSeq and is a predicted model, not a curated record. Gene Ontology annotation, molecular function: odorant binding; olfactory receptor activity. Gene Ontology annotation, cellular component: plasma membrane. The transcript is spliced from 4 exons.